GUUUGACGAAAGACUGGGAGGAACCGUGGAGUUUGGAAUCACCUGAUACUAGCUAGAUACCGUUCUAUUCUGGACGGAGCUGAUAACGCCAGAUAAGGCGGAGAUUAUUAUUAGGAGAAAUAGAUUACCACUCUGAGGCGUGAUGGCAUUGUCAGCGACCCUGAUGCUCCGUCAGCUGUAUGAUUGGUGGAUGAACACUGCCUAUCUUGACUAUCGAUGGCCAGUUGUUGUUUGGUCCUCUCCAGGUUUAGUCUUCCCAUUACAAGAGUUUAAAACACUUGAGGAUCAGCUUAGCUUUGCAGCAAAGAUGAUUGUUGGAGCCUUAGAUUAUAAGAAAAUGGUCGAUGAGAAAACUGUUCCAGUGGAAUAUAUGGGCAAAGAUCAGUUAGAUAUGUCACAGUACUUUAACAUACUGGGAACCUGUCGCAUUCCUGGAGUGACAAGGGAUUCCAUUAAGUUUUUUGGAAAGGAACUCAACCCUCCAAAGCAUAUUGUUAUUGCUCACAAUAACCAUUUUUUCAAAAUCAAUGUAUAUGGGGAUAAUGGAGAGACACUAACUGUUCGCCAGUUGCUUCAUCAGUUGCGGAAUGUAGUUGAACGCUCCACUCACCCGGCAACCCCAGUUGGUCUUCUUACUACUCAGAAUCGCAAUGUAUGGGGAAAAGCUUAUAAGAAAAUUAGGAAAGAUAAGAUGAACAGAGCAUCAGUUGAUGAGAUACAGCAGUGCAUCUUUUUGCUAGCAUUAGAUGGGCCGAUUGUUAAUCCUACAGGGAAUAUUAUGACUGAUGCUGCUCUGAACUGUGUACAUGGCAAUGGUCCAGAAGGCUAUGCUGGCAAUAGGUGGUAUGACAAGACUUUGCAGUUCAUUGUUGGUAAAAAAGGCGCAGUUGGUCUUACGUACGAGCACACUCCAGCAGAAGGGCCGCCUAUUGCAAACUUGAUGGACCACAUCAUGGAUUAUAUAACUUCUGGCAAAGGUGGUUUAGAAGCUGAAAGUAAACGAGAGCCUCACACACCUGUCAUGGAGCUUCCUCGCCCGCAACGACUCAUGUUUAAUAUUACACCAGAGAUUAAGCAAGAAAUUGAGGAUGCCAAAGUAUCAUUACAGAGCUUGGUAGAUGAUCUUGAGAUGACAUGCUUCAACUUCACCGGAUUUGGCAAGAAUUUUAUAAAAUCACAAAAAUUAAGUCCGGACAGCUUCCUGCAGAUGGCCAUUCAGCUAGCAUUUUACAGGUAUGCCAUCAAUUAUUUCUUAUGUCAGAGUAGUUAACGUAAAUGAGAGUUC
This is a messenger RNA of Macrobrachium nipponense, 1285 nucleotides long. Its product is annotated as carnitine O-acetyltransferase-like. Gene Ontology annotation, cellular component: peroxisome. Lineage: Eukaryota; Metazoa; Arthropoda; Malacostraca; Decapoda; Palaemonidae. Gene Ontology annotation, molecular function: carnitine O-acetyltransferase activity. The record is from RefSeq and is a predicted model, not a curated record. Gene Ontology annotation, biological process: carnitine metabolic process, CoA-linked.